AAGUAAUAUAGAAUAGUAGUUAUUAACGGUUUAUAAUCCCUAUCAUUAAACCACACAUUAACCCAUAACACUAAUUUUGAAUUUUCAAGAGUUCAUUUUUUUUUUUUUUACUAAGAAAACAAAAGACAGCUAUGCUUUUACAUAUAUAUAUUUAUAGAUUUGGAGAGAAGUAGUAGGAGGGGGAGGAGGACCAUAAAUUCAAAGUCUUGACUUUGGAUUUAGAAUGAACUAGGUAGAAAGAAGCAGCAGCAGCAGCACAGAAUUCAUCCAAAGAUUAAACCUUUUUCAAGUUUUGAUCAUCAUCAUCAUCUUCUUCUUCUUCUUCAAUCUCACAUACAAAUUUUCAUUUGGAUUCACAAUCACAAUCAAUAGAAGAAGCUGGUCAUGAGUUGUUGUUCUUUCUUCAGUAGAAGAAAGGAAGAUUCCUCAGUUAGGCGAAUAGUUGAAAUUGAUGAAGUUUUGUCAAGCCUCCACAAUGUUAGAUUGUACAGUUACAAGGAAUUGCGAAUGGCAACUGAAAAUUUCAGUUCCGGGAAUAAAAUUGGUCAGGGCGGUUUCGGUUCUGUCUACAAGGCAAGAUUGAAGGACGGGACCAUGGCAGCUUUAAAGGUAUUGUCAGCCGAAUCAAGCCAAGGUGUGAAGGAAUUUUUGACAGAAAUCAAUGUGAUCGCGAAUAUAGAACACGAAAACCUUGUUAAGCUACAUGGUUGUUGUGUUGAGGAAAAUCAGAGAAUUUUAGUCUAUGGAUAUCUCGAAAAUAACAGCCUUGAACAAACACUUAUAGGUGGAAGUAGAAGCAGCAUUCAAUUUGAUUGGCAAACACGGCGUAGAAUUUGCAUUGACGUGGCACGGGGGCUAGCUUUCCUACACGAGGAGGUCCAACCGCAUAUAAUUCACAGAGACAUCAAAGCUAGCAAUGUCCUACUUGACAAGGGUCUUAGGGCAAAGAUAUCAGACUUUGGCCUUGCAAAGCUCAUCCCAGCAAAUCUCACUCAUAUUAGUACUCGUGUGGCCGGAACAGUAGGUUACUUAGCACCCGAAUAUGCCAUAAGAGGUCAGGUUACAAGGAAAGCAGACAUAUACAGUUUCGGUGUUUUGUUACUCGAAAUUGUUAGUGGGAGAUCCAACACGAACAAGCGGUUACCAGCCAAAGAACAGUAUCUUCUCGAAAGGGCAUGGAGAUUGUACGAGAGCGGGGAGCUCGAGGAGUUGGUAGACUCGUCGUUGAACGAUGAUCUUGAGCUCGAGGAAGCUAAGAAAUUUCUAAAGAUUGCUCUUUUAUGCACUCAAGACAUGCCAAAACUCCGGCCACUAAUGUCUACCGUUGUUGAAAUGCUAACCGGGCAACUUGAAGUGAACAAAAAGGAAAUAUCUAAACCCGGGUUGCUAUCCGAGUUCAUGGACAUGAAAGGUCAAAAGAAUAAAGUCAUCAACUCAAAAGACAUGUCUUCCAUAGGAACUACAAACUCAGGUUCUUCUUCAGUUGCUACAAUGACUUUUACUUCUAUACUUGACCGAAGCAAUUAAGGUCGUCAGUCUGCCUUGUUUUAAAAGUCUCUACCUUUUUUUCGUUCAUUUCACUAAUGAAUGAAAGUUUUUUACUAUCAAAAUUGGGCAAAAAGAAAAGUCCUCUUUCUACUAAAAUGCUAACCAAACAAUUCCUUUAUACUUUUAACAUAUUUUGAUCUAUAUUUUGUGUAAAUUCUUUUAUAAGAAGAAUUUUCUUUACCUCUAAGGCUAAAUGGUCUUUUGAGGUUUUCUAUUUAUUUUUUGUUCUUUCUUUCUUCAAAUGUUCAUUUACAGUUGUACAGUGUAAAACUCACCUAUAUAUAUACUAUGAUUUAUUUUCCUGUUGUGUUCCUUGA
Molecule: messenger RNA, 1865 nt
Organism: Cannabis sativa
Lineage: Eukaryota; Viridiplantae; Streptophyta; Magnoliopsida; Rosales; Cannabaceae
Product: cold-responsive protein kinase 1
Exons: 7
Coding region: 385-1527 (380 amino acids)
Biological process (GO): protein phosphorylation
Molecular function (GO): protein kinase activity; ATP binding
Source: RefSeq, a predicted model, not a curated record